AUGGGCCUCCCAAUCUGGCGCGCGCCGUCUCCUGCCGACCAGCGCGCCCAGGCAGUCAAAAACGACGCGUCUGCCGCGACGCGCUCUCCUAUACGCCGCUCUUCGCCAACCUCGUCGCGUCCGGGGCGCACAUCGGCGCGCAGCGAUGCAAACGGCUACACUCGCCGCUACAUCAACGUCGCGGAGCUUAUCACGCGCCGUGCAAAUGAGUGGGAGGCCGAGAGACGCAACCAGGAGCGCCGGAACACGGACCUGACCGGCAUGGCUGACGACUGGCUCUCUGACCUUGACCGGCUGGAGUCCAUCACAUCCGAGUUGCGCGCAUCAACCCGCAGCCCUGAAGAGCGCGUCCAUCUGUAUAUCAGCACCGAUGGCCCCACUCUGCGCGCUAGCCGCUUCGAUCACAGCCAGCCCGACGAUGAUCGUAACCCACAACUCCUCAGAUUUCGUUCCGGGUCCCAAGAACGGGAGUCGAGUAGUGAUCCGGAUCGUCCUCGUCCACGGCACAUGAGGGAGCGCGCGCUCGAUCUGAUCUCCAGGACGUCCAACAGACGGCGCCGGGUGUGGUCGAGCAGGGCUCAAGAGCCGCUUGGAGAGCUGCCAAGACACACCUAUCGCCGCGCACCAAGCAACUGGCCUUUCUCCAACGAUUCUGCCGACGGUGACGAGGAACCUGCUCCAACGGACGCCGGCCGCGACUUGAGGGAUGCCACCCGCGAUCUGCCUCCCCUCCGGCGCAUGGGUCGGCGACAGGUCACGGACGGACUUCUGCCAGCCAGCUCUCUGCGGCAUACUUGGAGCCCUCCUGGCACUGUCGAUGGACUCGGAGACCGCGAGCGCAGUUUGAGCCCUCCCGCAGACCCCUGGGAGACGAUGCUCACCACCAUCACGCCCGAUGCGCAGCUCCCUAGCGCAGACUCAUCGUUCACCUCCGCAGCCGCUUCCGCUUCCUUCUCCGCCUCGAACAACUCUCAAGAUGGCUCCGAGUCGGGUCGCGCUGCCUCUGCAGCCUCUCCGAACACCCAGCUCACCGUUCCUUCUCGCCGUCAGAGCCCGGACGAGUCGUCCUCUUUGUUGCCACAGCGUGGCUGUGAGACCGACGAUGACAUAUCUGGGAAUGAUACGGAGGGCGAGGAGAGACUCGAUACACACGGCUCAGCGGCACGCUCUCGCAGAAAUAGGUCGUACGAGUUCGGGUCGCACUCCCAUCGGGAUGGCCCGCCUACGCGCAACCCGGCCGCUUACCCACCUUCCGUUCGGUCGCGCUCCCACGACGCAACGCAGCUUGUCCGGAACUACUUCGCAUUCGCUGAGCGUGCAUCGUCCUCUGACAGGUCCAGCCCCUCGGCUUCUUCCCGUUCGCCGCCGCCGCCUUCUCAAUUUAGGGUCGAAUAUCUCCCCCGUGUUCCGCGUCUGCGUCGAGAGAACAGCAGCGGUGUUGAACGAAGCUUCAACAACAGGCGCGACAGCGGUGUCGGUAGCGAUGCCGCCAACAGUAGUGGCAGCGGAAGCAAUCGCGUUGGCCUACCGGCCGUUACAGACAUCGCAGGUAUCUUGGACAGAGCUGCCGAGGGCCAGGCCCCAUUGGACGCGGAGCUGGAAUCGAUGCGCGACAUACUGGGACGAUUGGCGCGGCGCGACGAUGUGCCUGACGAGUUUUGGACCAGUGCUGGUCUGGUCCCUCCGGUGUUUGAAGGCAUGCCCAGGAGGGAGCAGCGCGAAAGGGAGCGGCUCUAG
This is a messenger RNA of Lasiodiplodia theobromae, 1737 nucleotides long. RefSeq lists its product as uncharacterized. The record is from RefSeq and is a predicted model, not a curated record. The coding region runs from base 1 to 1737 and encodes 578 amino acids. The transcript has 2 exons. NCBI's taxonomy places the organism in Eukaryota, Fungi, Ascomycota, Dothideomycetes, Botryosphaeriales, Botryosphaeriaceae.